AUCGAUAGUGCCGUCGAUGUUUCUCCACCUCUACUCUUAAUACAAAUAAUAAAUAAAAAAAUCAAAAUUAAAUGUGCUAAUACGGUUGAACGGUCAGCGCAAGGUUUUAAACAAUAAUAAACGUAUUUAAAUCAAGUGCAGCACACCAGACAACUGGGAAUAACGUAAAGAUUAGAGCACGCGCUUGAAGUACUGCAAUUGCAAUUUGCAAUCUCCAUUUUUGGCUGCGGCAUUUUACAAUUAAUAAAAGGCUAAAAUCAAAUUAACUUCAGUCUCAAAUCAAAACCGAGCAGCCAAGAUGCAAAACAAUCCCAGUCCACAGUUACCAUGCAAGGGCAUUUUAAAGACUUCACGCAGCUUCGACAAGUCGGGCGCCAGUUUCCGCAAAAGUGCCAAGUUCGACGAACUGAAUGUGCUGCAAACGUUUCAUCCGGCCGACAAGGAUUAUGGCCAUAUGAAAAUCGAUGAGCCAAAGACACCCUACAACUAUACAGAACCCUUCAAUGAAAACAAAGAUGAACUGGACACUGAGCUGCUAGUAGAGAAAUUGCGCAUUGCAGCCAGCUCACAGUCUUCCCAGAGCAUUGAUGAUGAAGGUUCUUCCGGCGAUGAGCAGCCUCUUAGCGAAGAGGAGCGACAGCGACGUCGUGAAUUUGAGCGGCGUCGCAAGGCGCAUUACCGUGAAUUCGAGGCAGUAAAAUUAGCACGCAAGCUUAUACAGGAGGAGGACGAUGAUGUCGAGGAUAAUGAGGGCGGCGCUGCAUCUGGUUCGGCACAAGGCGGCGCCUCCAGCUCCAGUUCCAGCAGAUUCGCCAGCGGUUCGACACAAAAGGCAAGUCCGAAAGCAACUACAUCCGCCUCAACCAGUGCCAGCAGCAGCAGUAAUAUGGAUCUCGAGCCAACACAGAACUAAUUAUAGCAAUACGGCAUCUCGAUAUAUACAGGGCUCUUAACUGUCGUUGUUUGUUGAUGUUACUGAUGUUGUGCGUGUAGGCGAUUCAUCCCCAAAACAAAAACUCCAUUCAAUUGCUACUCAAUGCUAUCGUGAUGAAUUGAAUUUAUACAUAUAAUAUAUAUGAAUGAAUAUUUGCCAAGCGAGGUUCAAGGAAGUGUUUGAAGCAAUUUGAAGUGAAACUGUCCACUAAACGCUAGACAAUUGUCAAAUCCUCGCGAAAUGUGCUUUCCAUCAGAGAACAAUGAAAAUUCUUUUUAUUAAUAUUGUAGCUGCAAGAUAUAUUUUACAAGAACAACAAAUAACAACAAGUGCACAUGAUAAACAAUAUAUAGUGAGAGAAAAACAAAAUAUAUGAACAAUUGGUAGCGUUAAACGUAGUUAAUGUUUUUAUCAUUUUCCUAUACGUAUAACUUUAUUUUUAACCCUGUAACUUGAAUAUUAACCUUAGUCGAACUCCGAGCGUAACGCAUUCAUUUGCAUUUAAUUUGUCAAUAGGUGGAAAUUUGAUUUCUCAACAUGAAACACACACAAAAGUGCCACAAAAACAGAAACAUAAAUAAUGAGGAGAGGAGAAGAUGAAUGAUAAUGAAGUAAGCCAUGAAGAAAACGGUAAAGAUGAAGAUGAUGAUGAUGAAGGAAAACUUGUUGAAUAUUGAGCAUUGAUUUGGCCUUACGUUUAGUUAUUUAUUAAACCAAAACAUGUACUAUUAUAAUUACGAUUACGAUUAUUAUUGUGAAUAUAAUAAUUCCUUUUUUUUAGCAAUGCAAUACGAAAGUUUCAAAUAAAGAGCAAUGUGAAAUCCUUUGUAAAAACCCAAAACAAUUCAAAUCCCCAACUCGGAAAGUUUUAGAAAGAAAACACAAUGGUCGCUUUUCUCGUCGCGAGUGUUCAUAAACUUGCCAUUUAUUUACUUCUCAUUAUUCAUUGUUCAUAGUUAUACAACAAUUUGUGUAUAUAUACGUAAGGUAAAUCCAUAUCGUGUAGUUUUGACAUUGCUGGUCAGUAUUUUGUUUUGUUUUGUUUUAUGUUGGUAUUGUUUUGCUUUGCUUUCAUUUGUUUUGUUUUAUUUAGGUAGUAAGUCUGAGUCUGAGAGUUUUUGGCGUCAUCGAGGCGACUCCCAAGGACGAGCACAGAACAUUGGCCCCUUCCAAGCACAAAAGGCAACGGCAUCCUCAUACUAUCCCCCCGGGGAGAGGGACGUUAUUAUACUGUCCUCAGGAUAACUCGCGUCGAGACAAAUUACAUUUAAACUGACAAUACGAUCAAUUUCAUAUUAGAUCUAUCUGCUCUCAAUGAUGUUGUUUUGGUAUUUUCAAUAUAAUAUCACUUACUUAGCGGUUAAUCGAAAUUUUUUUAUAUGCUCUUAAACAAUAUAUAUAUAUCUAUGCACAUAUACGAAUAUACAUGCAUAGUAUUUAACAAAAUAAAGACAAAUUAUGCAACUCAAACUAAUUUAACAAUGAGACGCGUUGCUAGAGCAACGCCUAGAAUUCCACCUGAUGCUGCCAAGAUUCCCGACCAUAUGUGUUUACAUCUUUUCGAUUCAAUUUACAUUUAACUAGUCCCAUCCAUAUAGUCGGGAAUCGAGGGCACAAUUGGCGCGAUCUCUAAGCGAAACUGCUUCGCACGG
Molecule: messenger RNA, 2586 nt
Organism: Drosophila nasuta
Lineage: Eukaryota; Metazoa; Arthropoda; Insecta; Diptera; Drosophilidae
Gene: I-2
Product: protein phosphatase inhibitor-2
Exons: 5
Coding region: 299-913 (204 amino acids)
Biological process (GO): regulation of signal transduction
Molecular function (GO): protein phosphatase inhibitor activity
Source: RefSeq, a predicted model, not a curated record